CUCUCUCUCUCUCUCUCUCCCCCCUCAGCCCUCAAGUCUCUCUGUCAUCCUCCGUUAAAAGGUUGGUGCUUUUCUUCUCCUUCAAUUUCCCAACUUUGCUUGCAGCUACUAAUCAAUUGAUUCAAUUCUACAUGUAAAGAAGAAAGCAAUUUCCCAACUCUCUCACCAUUUUUUAAUCACAAUUAGUGACUGGUUAAACAGGUCAGAUCCUUAUCGCUUCCCAUAUUCAUACCCAAUUAAUUAAUGGGUUUUUAUCUUAUUUUAUUAUAUCCCAUGAAUUUCACUUUAAAGACUCCAACUUCCCCCUUGCUAAUCACCUAUUUAAUCAUUUUUUAAUCUGGGUUUGUUAAUCUUUAUCCUCUCAGUGUUCUUGUUGCUUACCCUUAAAUGCAAAUCCUGUCUCUUUCAAAACCCAAUUUUUCAAAAUUUAAUGUUUUACUUUUGGAAUCUCGCACGCUAACUCGGUUGGUAAUCUUAUAUUUUAUUGCAGGUAAUUAAAUUUACUCUCCUGUGUGUAAAUUUUCUCUCUUUUGCUUUUUUUUUUCUCUGGUUGCCGAGCAGGGAGAGGUGUUUAGAGCUGUGAAUUUGUUUGUUAAUGGCGGAUUUGGUAGAGCCUAGAUUGUACAGCUGCCGUAAUUGCAGAAACCAUGUUUCACUUCAUGAUGAUAUGAUUUCCAAGGACUUUCAUAUGUUCUCACCGUCUCCCGGAGAAAGGAUGAGUCCGGUUGCUUCUCAUCUUUUGCACAAGGCGUCAUUUGCGUCAUUUUUUCGAGGGAAUGAAAACAAACACAACCAAACAAGGUGCAAAAGAAGCAACCAAAAGCGGAUUCUUGGUUGCAAAUUUCCACUCUUCGAAAGCUUCCGAAUCCGAGGGAUUGAGGUAUCACUGAUGUUUGUACGCUUCAACAUCUUGAAGGAGACAACCAUAUCAAUCGGAUCAUUAAGUUUAUACUUCAACAAGCUCCUCCGGGUCUGUCAAUAGUUCAGCGAGUAUGAAGUCCCACGCGGAAGAGAUAUCUUCCUAAUCUUAAUAUUUAUAUGUAUGUCUGUGUAUCCAUUGAUAUUUUUUUCUUUUGAUGAGUGGAAAUUUAUGUUCUUGUGUGUUUUGUCG
This is a messenger RNA of Pyrus x bretschneideri (Chinese white pear), 1111 nucleotides long. RefSeq lists its product as uncharacterized. Lineage: Eukaryota; Viridiplantae; Streptophyta; Magnoliopsida; Rosales; Rosaceae. The record is from RefSeq and is a predicted model, not a curated record. The transcript has 4 exons. Bases 596 to 982 code for a protein of 128 amino acids.